This is a messenger RNA of Sebastes umbrosus (honeycomb rockfish), 1771 nucleotides long. It is a transcript of the gene ppox, whose product is annotated as protoporphyrinogen oxidase. Lineage: Eukaryota; Metazoa; Chordata; Actinopteri; Perciformes; Sebastidae. Gene Ontology annotation, cellular component: mitochondrial inner membrane. Gene Ontology annotation, molecular function: protoporphyrinogen oxidase activity, oxygen as acceptor. The record is from RefSeq and is a predicted model, not a curated record. The transcript has 13 exons. Gene Ontology annotation, biological process: heme biosynthetic process. Bases 128 to 1558 code for a protein of 476 amino acids.
AUUCUGAAGGAGUCAGAUCGGAAGUACUAUGGUAGCUGGUGUCACACUUUAAUACAUGCAUGGUGUCACAACAACAGAAGUCCGCUGAACACGGAUCUACUCUGCCGGUACUGCGUCAAAAAAGCCAAUGAGAACAGUUGCAGUCCUUGGAGGGGGGAUCGGGGGUUUGGCAGCAUCUUACUACCUUUGCAAGAGCCCCCAGGUUACCAAGGUCAUUUUAUUGGAGUCCAGCAGUCGCUUUGGAGGUUGGCUGUGGUCCACCAGGAGGUCUGAUGGGGCGGUGUUUGAACAUGGACCCAGAGGGAUUCGACCCGCUGGGGCAGUGGGACGCAACACACUCAAUAUGGUGGAUGACCUGGGUCUUGGGGGGGAGAUCCUGCCAGUCACCUCCAGUCAUGUCGCCUCCCAGAACAGAUAUGUGUAUGUCAACAAACAGCUCCACAAGAUGCCUUCAGGAAUAAGUGGACUUCUGCGAACGGUACCACCCUUCUCUCGUCCCCUCCUGUUGAGUGUUGCCAUGGAGAUACUAGUGAAGAAAGGCAAGCAGGAGGACGAGUCCAUCCAUUCGUUUGUUUCUAGGAGGCUAGGGAAGGAGCUGGCAGACAUAGCUGUGGACAGUUUGUGUCGAGGUGUGUUUGCGGGGGACUGCAGGAAGUUGAGUGUGCGUUCUUGUUUUCCUCCCUUGUACAAAGCAGAGCAGCGCAGAGGUUCGCUGAUACUGGGCAUGCUGCUGGGCUCAGGUCCAACUCCUGUGGUCCCCCCCGGCCCUCUGGCUCAAAGAUCUAUGGACGAGUCGUGGGCCCAGUGGUCCCUGAGCAGGGGAGUGGAGUCCCUCCCAGAAUCCAUCGCUGCGUACCUGCAACAGAGCGGGCGAGUGCAGCUUCACAGAGAGGCAGCUGUUCAACUGAUCAGUCCUUCAGCCUCUGGGUGGAAGAUCAAUUUGGAGGAUGGAGUCAUAUCAGCUGACCACAUCAUCUCUGCACUACCUGCUAAAGCGCUCUCCUCAGUCCUGCCGUCCUCCUGUCAACCUCUCAUCCAGCUGCUACAGGACAUCUCCACGGUAACAGUUGCCGUGGUAAAUCUGGAGUACGAGGGUUCCAUCCUGCCUGUAAUGGGUUUUGGUCACCUGCUUCCAUCAUCGGAGAAUCGAGGUGUACUCGGGGUCGUCUACGACUCGGUUCCCUUCCCUCAACACAACAGACCUGAUGGACAGACGACUAGACUCACGGUGAUGAUGGGUGGGGCCUGGUUCCAGGAAGUGUUUGGGGAUCCAGAGACAGUAACGGAGGAAUAUCUUUUAGCAAGAGCCACGGAGGCGGUGAACAGCCAGCUGGGAGUCACCGCAGCACCGAGCUGGAGUCGGGUGACUCUACAGAAGGACUGUAUAACUCAGUACUACCAAGGACACCAUCGGAGAGUAGAGUCCAUGCGUAGCUUCAUAAGGGAGAAUAAUCUCUCGCUAUCUCUGAUUGGUUCCUCCUAUGACGGCGUGUCAGUCAACGAUGUCAUCUUUAAUGGACGAACGGCUGCAGAGGAGCUGUUGGGAACUGGAGUUUGAUGCACAGCAUGACAGCAAGUGGAUCAGCUGUUGCUCUGCAGGCCUGUGUGUCUAUAAAUAUAGUUGUUUUUUUUAAGGAAGAAGAAUCUGUGUCUUAUAGGUAAAACAUUUUCUAUUUGCUGGUGCUCUAAGGUGUCAAUGUUGUACAUAUGUAAAGCCCUCGGAGGCAUAUUUGCGUCAUAUAAAUAAGAGAAAAUACUGUUUGUCAGACUU